CAUAGAUGCAUAGAGUGGCAACAAUGCAAAGACUAAAAGUAGACUACUGGUGCAACAGUAUUCAUUCUCUCCUUUCUCCUCUCUCUCUAUAUAUUGAAUUGGUUAGAAAAAGCAAACCCCUUUUCUUUACUCCCAUCCCAUGGCCUUCCUGCCAUGCACAGAAGCUGCUUCACCACAGAGAAAGAGAAUCAAGAUAUUUUGUUUUUGGUGAUCUUUGCUGGAGAGAGAGAGAUGGGCCCUCAAAAGGCUGCAGGGAGAAAUGAGUGGAACUGAAGAGUACUAUUCAUACAAAUAAAUGCUCUCUCUCUCUCUUGAUUCAUUUAAUCCUCUCCUACCUCAUCUCUGCACAGAUGCCCAUUUUUUCUUGCCUUUGAGAAAUGCAUUUUGUGUACUUAGAAAUUCUAUGGCCAUUUGUGUUUUAACCCUUGAAAACAUGAUAAUCAUAAUAUCUACCGGUUUGACCACUCUCUUGUAACAAAAAACACCUCUCUUUUCUCUUCUCAUUCACUAUAGAUAAUGAUUCUUGAUGGGUUUUCUCUGAAUCUCUGAAAUUCACCAGUUUCUUGAAAUUUGCAUUCUUGAAAUCUCACUUUUUUCCCCUUUUCUUCUUCAUGCAAGCAAAAAACAACUCACUUUUUUAGUUUUAUUCUUUGCUACAUUGUGGGGUUUUGUGAAGACUGAAAUUUGAAGUUUGAAGUACUUUUUUUACUGCUGAGAUAUAAGAUAUUCUGUGUUUUCAAUCUCAUUGUCAUUUUAGCUUAGUUUACUACCUUAAUCUUUCUCGUAAAAAGGUAAAAGGGUAAAACAAGUUCAGACUUUUAAAAUUUUCAUUUUUGAAAGGGUAAAAAAGUUCAGACGUUGAAGAUUUCAGGUGUUUUUUUUAUAAUUUUUCUGGACUUUUACACUGUUUUAGGGAAGGAACUGAUCAGUAUAGAAAUCAAACUUCAAAGUUUCCAUUUUUACGUCUGUUUCUUACAGCCACUGAAAAAAAACAUAUUUUUCCUUGAAUCCUUAGAUUGUUUUAGCAAACACACACAGUUUUCAUCUGUUAUUGCAAAAUACCUUCUUCGAAGAUAACAAGGUUUGUCAUAAUAUUGCCUUAUCUUGUUCUCUUAUUAUUCAUAUUUAGAUUUGUUGAUAGUAUUAUUUUUGUUGUUAAGAGCAACAAACUUUGUGCUUGAUCAAAAAAGGCAUAAUUAUCAUGUUAUACUUACCAGAUUUUCCAUUUUAAUGCCUGUUUUGCAACACAGAGGAAAAUUUGGCAGAUAUUAGAAUUGGCAUAGUAGUAUUUUAGUUGACAUAAAUCAACAUAGAAAUGUAAAAUGUUGGUCUUUUUUUUUUAUAGAAUUAUAAGCUAUCAACAUUUUGUCUGUGUAUAUAGUAUUGUAGUAUAUAUAUCAAAAUAGAAAUGUGAAAAAUGAUGGAUUUUCAUUAGGAAACUAGAUAAUAUCAACAUUUUGUACUAUGCUUCUGCAGAUAUGCUAAUAAUUUACAUUUUCAGUUUUGGUUUGGAAAUUCUUGAAAUUGCUUCUUCAAAAGUAAUGUUUGAAAUAUCUAACUUUUUUUUCAUUUUUCUUUCUCGUGUGUUAUGUUGGAAAAGUGGCCUCAUCAAUAUGCAAACAAGUGAAACUGUUGGAGAUCAUAUAGUUAAUGGAUUCGUGCUGCCCUCGACUCACACAGUCGGAGAUGCCAUAAACAAGUUUGCUGGCCAGCUAACGAGUCGAGUUGCCACAGCAAGCGAUGCUUUCUGUGGCAAUAUCCCGUCAGCAAAUGGAGGGGCCGUGAGUUUCUCCUCGUUCCCCCAAACCAGCCCGUUUCACGGGGAUGAUCGGUUUUUGGAGGCCAUUCCUCUCCCUAAUGCAUCCAUUGGCUCCUUCCCUUAUACCUUAAUUGAGAAUCAUCAAGAAAAGGUGGCAGUUCCAGCUCCCCUCGGAUUUCCACUUGAAAACAUGAGAUAUAGCGCUUCCAUGAACGGCCUAAAUGCCGGUGGUCCCUCUCUUGAGACAAUGCUCCAUGGCUAUGGAGGCUUGCCAUUCCCACCUGAGGUCGUGAGGAGAGUGGUUGGAAGGACUAGCCUUCCUCUACCGGCCCAACCAGCUCGUAGCUGUCACUCGAGGGAAUGGCCGGUGAUGGAGCAAGUAGGGUUCGGUUCCCACAGUCAUGACUCGUCUCAGUAUAGCAACGAGCUAUCUCUGAGUCUCGUGACAUCACGGCCAUCUGUACUACACGGGCACUUUACAACACCACACGAGCAAUGCUGCUCCAAUGGUGUGAGUAGCUACUCGUUGCCCGAGCAUACUUCUUGCAGCCGCAAGAACCACUCGUUGAGCUUCAAAACGCCCCAACUCCCUCCAUUGCUGUCGGGAUCAAGGUUUCUCGAGGCCAUGCAAGAAAUACUUUCUGCAAUAGCUUGCUACGCGCUAGAGAAUGUCGAAGAUGUUGGAGUGAACGUCUCAUUUUCCUCAAUUGGGUCCUCCAACGGGAUUGAAGUGGAUCACACAUUUGUGUUUCAAAAGCAAGAAACAAGCCUAGAACCAAAGAAAAAGCAUCUGCUAUCUCUACUUCAAAUGGUUGAUGAUCAAUACAGCCAAUGCCUCGAUGAAAUCCACACGGUCACCUCUGCAUUCCAUGCUGUGACGGAGCUAGAACCUAAUUUGCACGCUUGUUUUGCUCUCCCCACGAUCUCGUUCAUGUACAAGAACCUCCGGGAGAGGAUCAGCAGCCACAUUCUUGCUAUUGGAGCUCAUCUCGAGGAGGGAGAAACGCGCGAAAACAAGUCAUUUCAGGCAUGCUUCAUCCAGAAGGAGUGGGCUCUGCAGCAGCUAAGCAAGAGAAAUCAUCAACUAUUGAGGCCUCAAAGAGGCCUUCCCGAAACAUCUGUGUCCGUAUUGAGGGCAUGGAUGUUUCAGAAUUUCCUACACCCGUAUCCAAAGGACUCGGAGAAGCACUUGCUAGCUCUGAAAAGUGGCCUAACUAGGAAUCAGGUGUCGAACUGGUUUAUAAAUGCUCGUGUUCGACUAUGGAAACCAAUGAUCGAGGAAAUGUGUGCAGAAAUUAACAGAAGAAAAGCUCGGAAGGACGAUGAAGAAAUGGAAGGAAACCACAGAAACCAAAUGCGCUUUGAAACUAGGAGAUUUACAAGAGAUUGAUAAAUAAGGUAUAUAUAUAUGUAUUUAUAUAUUUCUUGUUACAAUGCUUUGAGCAUUUCUUGAUUUAUAUUCAGUGUAUUAUAGUAUAGUAUGGAGAGAUAUCAUUACAAGUGUUACCUAAACUCCGAAAUGGGAUCCAAGUAUAAAUCAAGAAAAUUGGAAAUUUGAGUA
This is a messenger RNA of Salvia splendens (bonfire salvia), 3320 nucleotides long. Its product is annotated as homeobox protein ATH1. The record is from RefSeq and is a predicted model, not a curated record. Bases 1479 to 3149 code for a protein of 556 amino acids. Gene Ontology annotation, biological process: regulation of DNA-templated transcription. Gene Ontology annotation, molecular function: DNA binding. The transcript has 4 exons. NCBI's taxonomy places the organism in Eukaryota, Viridiplantae, Streptophyta, Magnoliopsida, Lamiales, Lamiaceae.